ACUCCUCCUUUCAGGCACCGGGGACAGCAGCGGUCACAUGACUCCGGUAGCCGGAAGUGACGUCUGGACCGGCCCGGAGCAGCAGAGAUGGAGCUGAGUGAGCUGCUGUAUAACAAGUCCGAGUACAUAGAGACUGCUUCCGGAAACAAAGUGAGCCGACAGUCCGUACUCUGCGGCAGCCAGAAUAUCGUGCUGAAUGGCAAGACAAUAGUCAUGAAUGACUGUAUUAUCAGGGGGGACCUGGCAAAUGUUCGUGUCGGGAGACACUGCGUCAUCAAAAGCCGAAGUGUGAUUAGGCCGCCAUUUAAGAAAUUCAGCAAAGGGGUGGCUUUUUUCCCCUUGCAUAUCGGAGACCACGUCUUCAUAGAAGAAGACUGUGUUGUCAACGCAGCACAGAUAGGGUCAUAUGUACACAUAGGGAAGAACUGCGUUAUUGGCCGAAGGUGCGUUCUAAAGGAUUGUUGCAAGAUUUUGGACAAUACCGUUUUGCCCCCUGAAACAGUGGUCCCUCCAUUCACCGUAUUUUCCGGAUGCCCUGGCCUGUUCUCUGGAGAGCUGCCAGAAUGCACACAGGAACUCAUGAUUGAUGUCACCAAGAGUUACUACCAGAAGUUCCUGCCGCUGACGCAGAUAUAGAUGCAGACGCCACUCUCUCUCCCUCAGCUUUUUUUUUUUGUUUGUUUGUUUGUUUUUUUGUUCUAUAUGUAUAUAUUAACAUUUAUCCUGCAUUCAACUGGUCUAAACCACUCCUUCAACACUAUAUAUUUAUUAAAAUCCCCUCUAUAUUCUCUCCUACUCCAUGGCAGCGUUUAUGUGGGCCACGACGAGAUCCAAUAUUGUCCUAACCAUUCCGUUGAAGCCUUCGGUUUGCAAUGCCCCAAUGACCUUGCAUUGCACUAGAUUAGCACUUGUCAGUAAAAUAAAUAUUUGCUUUACA
This is a messenger RNA of Pseudophryne corroboree (corroboree frog), 937 nucleotides long. RefSeq names its product dynactin subunit 5 (gene DCTN5). Gene Ontology annotation, cellular component: dynactin complex. The record is from RefSeq and is a predicted model, not a curated record. The transcript has 6 exons. Bases 88 to 636 code for a protein of 182 amino acids. NCBI's taxonomy places the organism in Eukaryota, Metazoa, Chordata, Amphibia, Anura, Myobatrachidae.